AUGGGGAACAGAACAGAACUGACUCACUUCAUCCUGCUUGGGCUAACCAAUGCCCCAGAGCUUAAGUCCCCCCUCUUUAUAAUGUUCACUCUCAUUUACCUCAUCAAUGUGCUUGGGAACCUGGGGGUGAUCGUGUUGAUUUUGUGGGACUCUUGUCUCCAUACUCCCAUGUAUUUUUUUCUCAGUAAUUUGUCUCUGGCAGACAUUUGUUACUCUUCUGCUGUUACACCUACGGUGUUGGCUGGGUUCCUUACAGGAGACAAUGUCAUCUCCUACAAUGCAUGUGCUGCUCAGAUGUUCUUUUUUGUGCUAUUUGUUUCUGUGGAAAAUUUUCUGUUGGCCUCAAUGGCCUAUGACUGCUAUGCAGCAGUGUGUAAACCCCUACAUUACACCACUACCAUGACAACAGAUCUGUGCGCAUGUCUGACUAUAGGUUCCUAUGUUGGUGGUUUCUUGAAUGGCUCCAUCCACACUGGGGUCACGUUCCACCUCUCCUUCUGUAAGUCCAAUGUGGUCCAUCACUUUUUCUGUGAUGUUCCAGCAGUCGGGGUUCUCUCUUGCUCUGAUAGACACAUUAGUGAGAUGAUUCUUGUUUUUGCAGCAAGCUUCAAUAUCUUUUUUGCUCUUCUUGUUAUCUUGAUAUCCUACCUGCUCAUAUUUAUCACCAUCCUAAAUAUGCAUUCAGCUGAAGGAUAUCGGAAGGCUUUAUCCACCUGUGCUUCUCACUUCAUCGCAGUCUCUGUCUUCUAUGGGACAUGCAUCUUCGUAUACGUGCAGCCCAGCUCCAGCCAUUCUACAGACACAGACAAAAAGGCAUCUGUGUUCUAUACUAUGGUCAUCCCCAUGAUGAACCCUCUGGUCUACAGCCUGAGGAACAAGGAUGUCAAGAGUGCAUUAGAGAAGGUUGUUGAGAAGGCAAAAUUGUCUCUAGGCUUAACUAUUUAA
Loxodonta africana (African savanna elephant) is the source of this 945-nucleotide messenger RNA. Its product is annotated as olfactory receptor 5B3-like. Gene Ontology annotation, biological process: G protein-coupled receptor signaling pathway; sensory perception of smell. Gene Ontology annotation, cellular component: membrane. The record is from RefSeq and is a predicted model, not a curated record. Bases 1 to 945 code for a protein of 314 amino acids. Lineage: Eukaryota; Metazoa; Chordata; Mammalia; Proboscidea; Elephantidae. Gene Ontology annotation, molecular function: olfactory receptor activity; G protein-coupled receptor activity; odorant binding. The transcript has a single exon.